Pygocentrus nattereri (red-bellied piranha) is the source of this 2219-nucleotide messenger RNA. It is a transcript of the gene tmbim1a, whose product is annotated as transmembrane BAX inhibitor motif containing 1a. The record is from RefSeq and is a predicted model, not a curated record. Gene Ontology annotation, cellular component: endoplasmic reticulum; membrane; Golgi apparatus. The transcript is spliced from 12 exons. Bases 480 to 1511 code for a protein of 343 amino acids. Gene Ontology annotation, biological process: negative regulation of apoptotic signaling pathway. Lineage: Eukaryota; Metazoa; Chordata; Actinopteri; Characiformes; Serrasalmidae.
CACUACAGCGCCCCACCGUGGCCGGAAACCGUGCGGACCAGCGCUGAACAGGGCAGAUAAAGUUUAGCAAGCUGAACAUGGGGUGUGACCACCGUGUGUCACCACACCUCUGUGGAAGAGCUGGGUGGAACGCGUGAACUGGCCUGGCCAUAGCCGAGCAGGGCUUUAAAGAAGCGGUUCGCGUCGAUUUGGGGCCGUUUAAACUGGACACAGCAGCAGAGCUGGCACGGCGUUUAUCUGUCGACCCCACCUUCCGGCUGGAGGGGUUAUUUGGACUAAAAUUCUGGGAAACGUCUUCAGACCAAGAGCAAGUGACUCCAGCAGGAGUGAAACAUCACCACCAGCGAGCUGAGCUCCUGUCAGGACCGAGAAAGCCGGACUUGGGCGAGUUGGGCUCGUUUCUGUUGGGCUUUUUGGACCCAUCUCUGCGCCCUGAGCAGCGACGUGAGUGUGUACCUUCAAGGAAUCACUGAAGCAGCAUGUCCAGAUCAGACUUCCCUCCGGGCUACGACGAGUCCCGGCUGCUCCACAACCCUCAGGCUGGGGGUGCACAUCCCUCCGCGCCCCCACCAGCUUAUGGCUUCUCUCCGUAUGGGGGUCAACCACAGCCCCAGCCUACCGGCUACCCUGGAGCUCCCUACUCCCAGCCAUCUGCCCCUUACCCUGGUCAGCCAGGCCCUUACCCUGGUCAGCCAGGCCCAUACCCCGGUCAGCCAGGCCCUUACUCUGGUCAACCAGGGCAACCAGGCCAAGGAUACCCACCACCAAUGCCACCCAUAAUGCCAGUCAUGCCAAUGCCAGGACAAGAUGAUGAAGGGUUCACAACGUCACCAGGAUGGGAGAGCAUGAGCGUCCGGCACACAUUUAUUCGCAAAGUGUACAUGAUCCUCGCUGCCCAGCUCCUGGUCACCGUCGCCAUCGUGGCCAUUUUCACAUUUGUAGAUCCUGUGCGUAACUUUGUGGCAAGAAAUCCAGCAAUCUACUGGGCUUCAUAUGCGGUCUACUUUAUCACACAUAUCGUGCUGGUCUGCUGUAAGGGGCCCAGGAGGCGUUUUCCAUGGAACCUUCUCCUGCUGGCCAUUUUUACUUUGGCCAUGUCCUACAUGACCGGGACGAUAUCGAGUUACUAUAACACUAAGGCUGUGUUUCUGGCUCUGGGGAUUACAGUGGUUGUCUGCAUUGCUGUAACCGUCUUCUGCUUCCAGACUAAGGUGGAUUUCACCAAAUGUGGAGGUCUUUUCUGCGUGCUUGGAAUCGUCAUGUUUGUGACUGGAAUCAUCACUGCUAUCGUGCUGUCAUUCAAAUAUAUCCCGUGGCUUCAUAUGCUCUACGCUGCCAUCGGAGCCAUCGUGUUCACGCUGUUUCUGGCCUACCACACCCAGCUUCUUAUCGGGAACAGAAAGCACUCCAUCAGUCCGGAGGAGUAUGUUUUCGCUGCUCUCUCCAUUUACGUCGACAUCAUCCAGAUUUUCCUGUUCCUCCUGCAAAUUAUUGGAGCCUCUCAGCGAUAAGGCUUCCUGCUGAGCUCCAGCAGCCAUUUAUAGCUCAAUCAUUUGUGUAUUACGCACUUGUGUCUGUUUCCCAGUAAUCAUGUACUCACAUUAUAUGAACAACAUAUGAGAUAUUGGUCAAGAUGUUGAGGGUUUGCUUAAACUUUAAGGCAACGUUUUAUCUUUGUAGAGAAUGAAGUAUUUACAUUUGGUCACACGCUCUUCAACAAACUCUGCUCAGGCUGCUAUACAGCCAAUUUUUUUUUUACAUAAUUAAGGAGGAUUUUGCCUGUCUGUGUUUUUACUGUUUAGAUUAAAGUUACAUAUCACUGUUGGAACAAAACCUUGCAUCUCCAUUUUUCUUGCUUUUUAUAUAUCGCUGUUGUUGGAGGAAAACCUCUCAAAUUUUUACUUGUUCUAUAGGAGAAGGGGAACAAACCUACUUUACUUUUAACGUAAGUCAAUGGAACCAGACUUUUUGCGAGUAAUUUUGGGCUGUUUCUUUUAGUCCAUUCAUCAUGAAAUUUGUGUGCAAUGUAAAGGGAAACAGGUAUUUUUAAAGUAUUUUCCAAAAAUGGAAAAACGUCAUGGAGAUACUAGGUUUUAGUACAGCUGCUGGUAGAUAUACAUAUAUCACUGUUGUUUACGUUGUGUCAGAAUUGUCUUAUGAGUGGAACUGUAAAACUGGUCCAAACGGACUUUAAAUAAAAUCUUGUCAAAUUAACUUGC